Asparagus officinalis (garden asparagus) is the source of this 300-nucleotide messenger RNA. Its product is annotated as calcineurin B-like protein 4. The annotation marks the transcript as partial. Gene Ontology annotation, biological process: calcium-mediated signaling. The record is from RefSeq and is a predicted model, not a curated record. The transcript has 3 exons. Gene Ontology annotation, molecular function: calcium ion binding; kinase binding. NCBI's taxonomy places the organism in Eukaryota, Viridiplantae, Streptophyta, Magnoliopsida, Asparagales, Asparagaceae.
CGAAAACUUCGUAUUAAAACUUCAAGAGAAAAUGAAAACUUUGUUGCAGUUGCAUUUAGACUGAAUGACUUAAGGCGCACUGGCUAUAUUGAACGUGUCGAGUUAAAAGAGAUGGUGCUGGCUCUUUUCAGUGAAUCAGAUUUAUGCCUUUCUGAUGAUGUUGUUGAUCAAAUAGUCGAUAAGACUUUCAUGGAGGCAGAUAAGAAGGGUGAUGGAAAGAUAGAUCUGGACGAAUGGAAGGAAUUUGUAGAUAUAAAUCCAUCAUUGCUGAAUAACAUGACUCUUCCAUACUUAAAGUAA